Molecule: messenger RNA, 780 nt
Organism: Sparassis crispa
Lineage: Eukaryota; Fungi; Basidiomycota; Agaricomycetes; Polyporales; Sparassidaceae
Exons: 2
Coding region: 1-780 (259 amino acids)
Source: RefSeq, a predicted model, not a curated record
AUGCUGCCUGCGGCCGGCUCACCCCCACGAAUCAAUUUCAACCUGCACCGAGUACUGCAGGGAACGUUUGCGAAGCGAGACUUACCCUCCACUGCACCGGGACCUGUUGUAACAGCCCAGCCCAACACUGAGUUGCAAAUACCCGAGAUCGGGGGCUCCUCUGCAGGUUUCAUCGCGCUUGUGGUCGUUCUAGCCGCCGUAUUCCUCAUCUGCUGUAUCGGUGUCUUUUUCCUUCUGCGUAACCACAGUCCCACCUCUCAUGAACGCCGGUUGCGGCAGGCGGAAGCGCGCCAACGUGGAUCGAGCCUGUACAAGGCUCCCCUAGGUCCACCUGGCAUGCGAGCCCGGUUUGCGAGGUGGUUUGGUAGCAAGAAGGGUGCGGGAUGGGUGAGAGCGGCCGAUGACGAGGAGUGGGAUGCGGCGGACGAGCGCUUCGCGUCAGGUCGCAGACAAGACCUGAGAGAAAGGAAGGACACCGUGUUUGAAGCCCCUUACAUCGCGGAAGACAUGAGCGCAGAGUCCGUUGAGCUCUCUGCUGCUCCUCAGGCCUUCCGCGACGAACAUUUUACGCCCUCGGCUCCUUCGAUCUCCAUGCCGGAGCCGACUUAUGUCGAUCCUUUCUCCUCGCCGCCGACAACCGUGGAGGAUGCCAAAUUGGAGGUAAGGGCGACACCUCAGGUUGAUGCGCAGUUUUCCGUACCAUCUAGCUCAUUGCCUGCGAGCGUCGGGUCGGUGCGCAAGUUCGGAAGUGGGACGAAAUUCAAGGAGAGCUUGGAUUGA